CACGGAAUUUCUCCUCAGCCAUGGCUCCCUGGUAGAUGCUCAAAGCGGCUGUUGUCAGAGCGAAUUAAAUCUGCACUCGCUCGCUGCUUUUCCUCCUGACCUUGCCUGCCUCUGGUUGGGUUUUCAAUAUUUUAUUCAGGAUUCCUGUGCUGUCUCCCCAUGGCUACAUCGGAUGGACUAGACGGCUGUCUGCAACGAGGCAGAUCUCAAAGUGACCCGAACAUACUCACCGAACCGGGCAUCGAUUUGGCUCAUGGCACAGUAGAGUUGGUGGACCAGCAGAGGGUGCUAAGGACCGGUUGCCUGGUGUCCGGGGUCCACACUCCACCCAUCCGACGGAACAGCAAGCUGGCCACCCUGGGGCGAAUCUUCAAGCCGUGGAAGUGGAGGAAAAAGAAAAAUGAGAAGCUAAAGCAGAGUUCCACAGAUGUAGCAUUAUCCAGCGGUCUUCUAUGCCACGACCCAAACUCCCCCACUCAGGGCUGCUGCUCAGACGGUGCAGUCCUGCUUGGAGGAUUCGGGGGACCUUUGCACCCAAACCUCACAGUCAGCAGUGUGGAAUACCUUGGUCCUGAGGAGGACCUCCCCCCUCCAGUAGCUGCCCCUCCUCCGGACUGUGAACGGGUGGAGGAGAAUGUAUUACUACCGGAGGAAGAGGGAGGUGAGGAGGCGAACCCUGAUGGGGAUUUACCUGAGGGGCUACAGGACGCGGGCGAGCAGAUGGAAGAACGGUCAGAGGAAGACAUUCCCCUGAGAACGUCCCCACCACAAGUACCUCCGAAACUUUUGCCCCAGCUGAGUCCUGGAGAUGACUCAGGCCCUGCGUCUCUCCCCACUCACCUGCCCAACUCCUACCUCCCCAAGGAGCCUCCACCCAGGGCCACAGAAAGCAUGGCUUCAAUGACCCUGCCGCUGCGAGGGUCCCUGGGCAACACCUCAGGGUCCCCACAUAUAGGCAAUAUGAUGCACCCUCCCAUGCCCCCUAGCUGCAUUAUGGAGGAACUGCAGAGAGCCUUCGCUUCCAAGAACAGACAGGAGAGUGUCCAUGAAGGGUGUGAGCAGGCCUCACCCCCAAGGCUGUGGUGUUCAGACGGACGUCUCUCUCGCUCCUGCAGCUCUGAGAACCAACACACGUCGUCUUUCGGGGGCGGCUGCAUGGGGGGAGGGUCGGACUGGCCCAAGAAGGAGGCAGAGGAGAAUAAGGAGAACAUGCGGCUGGACCAGUGCUUCUCCAACACCUCAGGCCUCCCCACCGACUUGGAUGGCUGGAAUGACUCUGUCAUAUCUGGUACACUUCCUCGCAGGCUAAGGAAGGAGUUGCUGGCUGUCAAACUACGAAACAGACCCAGCAAGCAGGAGUUGGAAGACAGGAAUAUCUUUCCAGCCAGGAGCGACCAGGAGCGCCAGGAAAUUCGCCAGCAGAUUGAGAUGAAACUUGCCAAGAGGCUGAGCCAGAGACCGAAUGUGGAGGAGCUGGAGAGUCGGAACAUCCUGAAACAGAGAAAUGACCAGACAGAGCAAGAGGAGAGGAGGGAAAUCAAACAGCGGCUAAACAGAAAGCUCAAUCAGCGGCCCACGGUAGACGAACUACGAGACAGAAAGAUUCUGAUCCGCUUCAGUGACUACGUGGAGGUGGCCAAAGCUCAGGACUAUGACAGGAGAGCAGACAAGCCCUGGACUCGGCUCUCUGCAGCAGACAAGGCUGCCAUCCGAAAAGAGCUCAACGAGUUCAAAAGCACUGAGAUGGAAGUGCACGCCUCAAGCAAACACCUCACGAGGUUCCACCGGCCAUGAAAGCGAGGAGGUUUCUUCUGUGAAGAAAUGCUGAUCUUGGAAAUUUUCUGAAGCUGCUCAGCGGUGGACAGUUCAAAGAGCCUGGAGCCUUUUCGUCUUCAGUGCGUCUUUAAGCAUUCUCCCAACACCCAUGGCUAUCAUGUCAUCUGUAUGAGGGCGCGGGUGUGGGAGAGAAGAUGACGGUAAUGUUUGCGGCAGCGUGUCCUGGAGACUACUGAACGUCGCCACAUGGAAGCUGGCUGGUGGAAGAGGACUCUGGUGGAGCCUCCGACUCUCAUGAUGAGAGCGGGGGGAAAAACAAUCUUGUCAUUCAGUCAGUGUUGUUUUUUGUACUAUUUCAUGGACUU
Messenger RNA from Centropristis striata (black sea bass), 2141 nucleotides. RefSeq names its product phosphatase and actin regulator 3a (gene phactr3a). The transcript has 12 exons. The coding region runs from base 160 to 1794 and encodes 544 amino acids. NCBI's taxonomy places the organism in Eukaryota, Metazoa, Chordata, Actinopteri, Perciformes, Serranidae. Gene Ontology annotation, biological process: actin cytoskeleton organization. Gene Ontology annotation, molecular function: actin binding. The record is from RefSeq and is a predicted model, not a curated record.